Messenger RNA from Pelagomonas calceolata, 1724 nucleotides. The record is from the annotation of a GenBank genome assembly. NCBI's taxonomy places the organism in Eukaryota, Pelagophyceae, Pelagomonadales, Pelagomonadaceae.
UGUAAAUCGCCCUUGCUCGCGGCGUCGUUGCAAGACGUUGCAACCUGACUUGCAAUUACUGCACCUCUGUCCCAGCACUCGACCUUUGGAGGCGUAACCCAUUCUUUGGCAAGCGCUAAUCAUGCCUAGGCUGCUGGAUCUGCUCGUCCUGUGCACAGCUGCACAGGGCUUCGUGGUGCCGCUUCGAAGGCUGCGCGCGACGCAGCACCGAUGUCGUGUCGAUUUGCAAGCGGCCGACCUGGACGACUUCGAGCCGUACAUGAGCCCGGCGGCGCGCGCCGCCGCGCGGGCCGCUGCGCGGGCCGACGAGCCAAACGCGCUGCUGGCGGCGGCCGGCAUCGUGGCGUUCCUCUUCCUGGCGGCGACGGUCUUCACGGUCGAGGAAGACAACGCGACGCCGCCGCCGCUCGGCGCGACCUAUCCCCGCCUCGACGUCUGGACCGGAGCCGAGGAGCCGCGGCGCGGCGCGGCGCCGACGGAGACGACGUUCACGCUCGCCCCGGUCGUGACGCCGGGCCAGCUCUGGUCAGCGACGAUCUUCCAGUGGCGCGUCUUCUCGCUCGAGACCAACGUGCCGACGGGCUUCCAGCGCGGCCCCGGCGACCCGGCCGCCAUCGAGCUGCUGCGCGCCGUCGUCGAGUUCUUCACGCGGGGCCUCCCGAACGCGAAGCGCUACGAGGGCCGCGUCGAGGACGAGUUCGCCGCGGGGCCCGACGGCACGCAUGGACGGCCGCCGGCGCCCGGCACCUUUCGCGCCGCCGACCGACCCGACGCCGUCGUCCGCCGCUGCUCGGAUUUUGUUGAUGGGUUCGGCCUGUCCGUGACGGCCGACGCGGCGGACGGCGAGCGCCUGGGCCUGGCGAGCUUGCGGUUGCGGCGCCUGCCGCCGCGCGAGGCGCUGUGGCCCCGCGAGGGCGAGGACGAUCACGGCGACGGGCACGACUACCGCUACGCGGCCUACAUCACGGGCCUCGCCGUGGCGAAGUCCGCGCGGCGGCGCGGCGUCGCGUCGACGCUAGUCGAUUACGCCGAAAGGAAGGGCGCGGCCUGGGGCGCCGCCGGCCUCUGCCUCCACGUGAAUCGGUUGAACACGCCGGCGCUGCGGCUCUACGACCGGCUCGGCUUCUCCGUCGUGCCGGACUGGUACGGCUACAACAACCAGCGGUUCCUGCUCUUCAAGCCGCUGAACGGCGAGGCGGCGGAGACGCCGCCUCCGGCGCCACCGCCGCGGAACGCGCUGUCGCCGCUCCAGAAGGAGAUUCUCGUCGACGGCGAGACGGAACCUCCGGGCGCGUCUGCCAGACCAGGCGGCCUCGAUUAUGACCUCAGGCAGGCGUACGGCACCGCGUUUCCCGCGGAGGGUGCGUACCGCUGCGUCCGAUGUUCCGCCAAGGUCUACUGGGCCCGCACCAAAAUGGGGUGCGGCUGCGGGUGGCCGGCGUUCUACGACUGCGUCGAGGGCGCCGUCGACGAGCGGCCCGAGUACAACGACCCGCUCUCGUCGGCCCCGCCGAAGUACGGCGUCGAGGCGGUCUGCAAAGCGUGCGGCGGCCACCUCGGGCACGUCAUCAGGGGAGAGGGCCUCGGGACGCCGACGGACGCGCGGCAUUGUAUCAACGGGGCCGUGCUCCGUUAUGAUCCUGCCGCGGAGGGGCAGCCCGACGACGUCGCGCAGAUGGCGGAGGAAUUGUUGGGGGAGUGAACGUCGUGUGUUAACUUGUGUC